Pleurotus ostreatus (oyster mushroom) is the source of this 630-nucleotide messenger RNA. RefSeq lists its product as uncharacterized. Gene Ontology annotation, biological process: Golgi organization; intracellular protein transport; protein retention in ER lumen. Bases 1 to 630 code for a protein of 209 amino acids. Gene Ontology annotation, cellular component: COPII-coated ER to Golgi transport vesicle; endoplasmic reticulum; Golgi apparatus. The transcript is spliced from 5 exons. Lineage: Eukaryota; Fungi; Basidiomycota; Agaricomycetes; Agaricales; Pleurotaceae. The record is from RefSeq and is a predicted model, not a curated record.
AUGUUUCUUCAGUAUCUUCUGGCCUCAUUUCUCUACGUCCUAGCUUAUACACGAACAGCUAAUGCAUCGGCGUUGACGACUGCCAUCGGCGCUAACGAACGACUCUGCUUUUUCGCCGACGUCGACAAGGCCGGAGAGAAGAUUGGUGUUCAAUCCGGCGGUUCAUUCGAUAUAGACUUUGAAGUCAAAGACCCUACGGAGAAAGUCAUCCUGGACGGCGUACGUGAACGCCAAGGGGACUACGUCCUAACGGCCAACACAGUCGGAGAAUACUCCUUCUGCUUCGAGAAUGACAUGUCCACCCUCACCGAGAAGCUAGUUGACUUCGAUAUCAUGGUGGAGAGCGAGCCGAGACGAGAGGCGCCGGCUAAGCCUGGGCAAAUUUCCGAGCAGACGAGCGCGCUGGAGGAGAGUAUAUUCCGGCUGAAUGGGAUGCUGCAAAAUAUCAAGCGCACGCAGAAAUACUAUCACACUCGCGAAAACCGUGGAUUCUCAAUAGUGAAAUCGACUAUAAACCGCCUGUUCUGGUAUACUGUGAUAGAGAGUCUAGCUGUAGUCGGAAUGUCUAUCCUCCAGGUAUACGUGCUGCAGACCUUCUUCACGAAAACUGGACGGAGGUACAAAGUAUGA